CGCUCGCUGCUAGUCGGUGCGAUGCGACGUCGCGUCGGGUUCUGCGCUAGUUUGUUUUGUUAAUGUAUAAACGCAGUCUUUCUUAGUAUAAAAAUAGUAUUCGGAAUUUAAAAUUCAUAUCCAUAUUCUAUUUUUAUUUUAUCUGUUCUCAGUAAAUCUUAUUCCAAUUAUGAAAUAAUACAAGCGGAGUUUUGUUUUUGUUUUUCUUCUGUUAAUUCCACCUGUUUCACGGUUCGUAUUGCUCGUUUUGGCGUUUUUGCAGUGUUCAUUUCGUCGUUCGAUCGAUCAAGAUCAGUAAUUCUGGAAGCUGCAACUGAUAGACUGAUGCCCUCACAUCCAAUCAAAUAAUCGAAAAUGUCACACCACUUGGUAACGGUCUGCAUGUUCUGCCUGUUGUGCGCGGCCCACACGUGCGGCUCACACGUGGACGUCCAGGGCGACGGCAUACUCUCGUUCGACCCUCGCGCUGAUACCGCCGAACACAUAUCGCAUCUAGAAGAGAAAAGAAGAAUAGAUUCUGCUGCACGGUACCACCAUAGACUGCAGAAGAUACGCCACAAAGACAGGCCCAAGAGGGAGAUAAAAAACUUGGAUCCUGAAGCGUACGCGGAGCAGAUUAUCAGGCAGUAUGGUGAUGCGAACACUAUGACGCUGAAUCUGACAGGAUUCCACCAGAUGCUGAAAGUGUUGAACCUGGAUACGUUCGCGGAGGGUGGGGAAAAGAGUCAGAACAAACAGUCUGAUAAAGAUGUUGUUAAUUGUGUAAGCAUGUCAGAAGUGAUCACAACAGUGAACACGAGGUUAAAACCUCACGAGCACGAGCACGAACAUGGCCACGGUCACGAGGACCACAGCCACCAACACGACGACACGUUAGUGUCGCAGAAGACACUACAAUCCAUCUGUCCCAUUCUAUUAUACCAGCAACUAGCUGACACCUCAAUGGAAAGAAACGGCUGUGUGAAAGAGACAAAUAUACCUAUCAAAAGAGAAACCACGGCUGUCAAACCAAAGGAGAAGAACGCCUACACGAAGAAUAUGUUUGCCGUGUGGCUGUACUCUUCUCUUAGUAUAUUAGCAAUAAGCGCGUGCGGUCUUUUCGGAGUUGCAGUCAUCCCUAUCAUGCACAAGACUUACUACAAUCAUCUCCUGCAGUUCUUAGUAGCUCUGGCGGUGGGCACGCUCUGCGGUGACGCUCUGCUGCAUCUAAUGCCUCACGCCAUGGCGCCUGAUCAUUUUCAUGGCCCCGAUGGCACUCUUAUUGUGGCAUACAACCACGACGAUGGCAUGUGGAAGGGACUCGCGGCCAUGUUGGGUGUGGUCUUCUUUUAUUUCACAGAGAAGGGACUGACAGUGGUCGUCGAGUGGAGGAAAAGGAGGCAGAAGUUGGAAGAAGACAAACUGCCCUCAAGGGUGCGAGUUCUGAAAGACGAGACGGUUGGAGGUUGCUCUGGAGGCGCGAAGGCUCCAAUUACGAAUUCAACUUCGAACUCCAUCAUGAAAAUAUUUAAGAGAGACGAGAAGGGCGAUCCCACGACGAAAACGUGCAAGCACAAAUACUCAGAGUACCCUUACUGCUACGAUGAGAUCGACACGGACACGCAUGACGAUCAUCAUCUCAGGGACGGCAUCCCUCCUAGUCCGAAAGCUAAGCACAACUCUGUGAGCGUGGUGUCCUCCAACGCGCUCAAUACAGAGGGCAAGGAGGAGCCCACGGCGAAGGACUGGCUGCUGAAGGCGGAGUCCACGCCCGCUGUGGUGGAGAUGAAUAAUAUUAAGCAUAAGGAAGACGGUGCUAAAGACUUAAAGGAUGGCGAUAGUUAUACGGUUAUUUUAAGGGAACACUCGCGCGCGCACCACGGCCACUCGCACGCGCACGGGCACGUGCACGCGCCGCCCUCCUCCAUCUCGUCGGUCGCGUGGAUGGUCAUCAUGGGCGACGGUCUGCACAACUUCACCGACGGCAUGGCUAUUGGAGCUGCAUUCGCCUCCAACAUCGCUGGAGGGUUCUCCACGGCCAUCGCCGUCCUUUGCCACGAGCUGCCUCAUGAAUUGGGCGACUUCGCGGUGCUGCUGAAGGCGGGCAUGUCGGUGCGGCGCGCCGUGUGCUACAACGUGCUGUCGUCGGCGCUGUGCCUGGCGGGCAUGGUGUGCGGCGUGCUGGCGGGCCACGCGCCCGACGCCACGCGCUGGCUGUUCGCCGUCGCCGCCGGCACCUUCCUCUACAUCGCGCUCGUUGAUAUGAUGCCUGAGUUGAGCACUUCACAUAGCAAUGAAGGCACGCUGUGUCAGUGUAUACUGCAGCUGAUGGGCCUCGCGUCGGGCAUCGGCAUCAUGCUGGUCAUAGCGCUCUACGAGGAGGACCUCAAGACCUUGUUCGGUUAGUGUGUGUGCCGCGGACUAGUGACGCGCUUGUGAGUGACGAUUGACGCUGAAGUCAUGCGGCUGUCUGUAUGACGCGUGUCAAAGUGACAGCUGUCAAACUCAGGACAUUCUUAAUUCAAAAUAUAUUUUGCAAAACAUUACAGAUUGAUAAAUGUUCAAAAACUUUUUCUGUAAACCAAACUGCCGAUUGGUUUGGCAGCUGUCACAUUGACACAUGUCACUCUGACAGCCACCAUGACGCGCGACGCGUGUCUAUAAAGUAAUGGUGGUCCCACACGACGGGAUCGUGAAAAUGUGUCUUAGCCGUUGUUUUAGUAAUUAGAUGAACGCUCAAACGCCUAACAAGUUUUCAACAGACAGAUAUGAAUGUAUUAGUGUAUUAUAAGCUAUAAUAAAACUAUAAUUUUAUUUCUCGAAUAUUUCUCUUUUUGUACACCCAAUUUUGGCUUUGGAAAAAUAAUGACAGUAAAAAAAAUUAAGAGUGAUUAAUCUCUGUCAAUUAGCGAACUCACAACGAAGUGCAGUUUUUUAUUGUCUAUAUUUUUUCAAAAACCGUUUGAAAUUCUAAUCUAUACAUAGACCAUUAUUUAUUUAUGACACCUAUUCCUGCUAUCCUUAACAGUGUCAAAUCGUAUUUAUUGUAACAUCUUGACACUCAAACUCUGACAGCAGUAUUAGUUCCAAUCACACAAGUCGUAGAGGGCGUGACAAUCGUCAGACAGCGGCUAGCAUCAUAGCCCGAAGCCCUAAUACACACCUUCGUAAUCCCUAUUUCUUUCCUUAUAGGGAUUCAGUGCGCUCACGAUUCCAUUAGUAUUAUAAAUGAAUAUUGAAAUGAUUUGCUAGCAUAACAACCUGCAUUCACCAUAUAAUUGCAGAAUAUUUCCAAUCUAAAACUAACACAAUAAAGUCUAUGUAUAGAUUAUUUUCUUUGAUUUUCUUGAACUGCCAAAAGUAUUUAUUUAUAAAAUGUAAAUAAAAUAGUAUCGUAACCGCGACUAGCACCCGAGCGCGGCGCUCCUCGUGUUAAGACUUUUGAUCAAAUUGCCGUCGGUUUCAUACAUUUCAUAUGUAGACACUACUUCAAUAUCUUUCUUACAAGUAUCGGAGGCUUGAUGCCGAAGGUGCUAGGUCGAAAAUGUUUAUUUUUGGGUUGAACUGUUCAAAUAUAUAGCGAAUAUAAACAUCACACUUAAUAAGAUAUAGAUGGAUGUUAGUAAUAUAUUGCAUUUUGAUAAUAUGAAACAUAAAUUUGCAUUUGCAAAUGUACCUGAUGAAAUUUAGGAAUUUUUAAGCAAUAAUCUAGACAUUCUUAUUUAAAGAAAUUAGAGAUAAUUCAAGUAUAUUAGAUACGUCUGUAUUAAAUUCGUUAUUACUAAGUAAACGAAAAAAAUGGCGCCAUUCUUUACUUAUCGUUUACCACGUUUCCUUUGCGCCUAAAAAAAUUUAGCAUUUUUUACAAAUCAAAUAUAUACAACUUGACUUAGCACGUUUGUGCACCAGGCCGCCGAUGUUUUUGGCUGUAUAAAUAUUUUUACAUACAUUAUUAUUCGCUGUGAAAUUAGAAAGUAGAUUUUGUAAUAUUUCUAUAUCAACUUACUGUAUUAUGUACUUUGAAUGGAUUGGUGCGGCGGCGAACUUUGGGGGCGACGCGGUUGUUGUUUACACUCCGUUACCAUGGCAACCUGAUGUCCAACACUAGCCCCAGACACUGAGAAUUAUUGUUACGCUGAUGAGCAUACAAUAUUGGACUCUAAUACAAUAUUAAUAUAGUUACCUAUUACUUGUCAUAAGAAAUCUUUAGUUGUAAUCUGCUUGUAAUUAUGUGAAAAAUAGUAUAAAAAUUGCGGUAUACCUCCAAGGAAUAUCUGAUCAUGCUCAUCAGUGUAAGAAGUCUUUGUUUAUCCAUAAUUCAGAAAAUAAAAACACGUGAAAGUCUUCAAAAAACUAUUAAACAUCAGUUAGAAAAUCUAAUGAAAGAGUGUAAAUAAGAGAAAAAUGGACUGCGUGGCCUCCCAUUCAAUUUGUUCCUAUUUAUACUUAUAAAUCGUUACUUACAUACUACUUAUGUUUUUAUCGAUAUCGAUAGAGCAAACAUCGAUAAUAGAUUUACCAUCGCCCUAAGAUUAUUUCCGAUUAAAGCAAAAACCUUGUAAGUGCACAUGAUGUCUAUUUUUAUUAUUAAAACAAUAAAUACAAUAAUUCCAACGCUAAUACCUCCUAGAUUAAUUAAAUAAAUACUAUAUCUUUUCAGCUGCUCCGUUUUAUUUAAUUAGAUUCAAUAAAUUGUAUAUCAGUCAAGAUCCAUGUUAACACUUUAUAUAAUAAUCUCUGAAUGUAUUUAGGUGUUAUCAGAUAAUUCUAAUAUAUUUUAUUAGUGAUGUAUGCUUUAUCAAUGUGAAUGGAAUGUCCAAACUAUAUUUAAAGGUGCAUGUUUUAUGAUUUAAACCCAUUACAAGGCACCAUAGAUUUAACUGGAACACAGCUUAGAUUUUCUAUGCAUUCUAAAUUUACUGAACUUCGAGUGUUAAAUCUCUGGGCUUCUCUCAUUAUUGUCACUAAUUCAGUUUUAUGCAUUUUAUACAGCAUAUCCUAAAAGAAAAGUAUAACAAUACAGGGGUGUUUUAUCAUUUUGAUUUUUUUCCUGAAAUUACUGGGUGUUUUCGGACUUUACAUCUGAGAUCUUGAGAUAACAAAUGCACUGUAUUACCACUUAGGAAAUAUGGUCUCAAAUGUCUGGGUAAUGAUUUUAUCUCAAAUGUCUGGGUAAUGUUACCAUAAGAAGUUGACAUGCUUCUCUCAUAAUUAGCUGUAAUAAAUCUUUCAAUUGGGAUAUUCUGUAUAAAGUUAUGAUCUUAUUUAUUGCAGUCUAUCGGUCCAGUAAGGGCUUACCAGUAGGUCAGAACAAAAAGUUACUAAUGCUUUAGCCACAUACAGCAAAGUAAAAUGCGUUUUAUAUUAUUAUUUCCAACUUAUUGGCUGCGACAGUUUCAAUUACGUCCAUAUAAAAAAUUAUCGAUAUUUUUUGCGACAAUGUUCUGGAUUUUUCUGUCUGUGGCUAAUCCUUGAAAUGAAAUGCCAAAAUGAAUGUAAUGACAUGAUGUAUACUUAACUGCGUUUUUAGUUUUAUGUUUAUUUUAAAGAAUUAUUUAAAUAGUUGAAUUAUUCGAAUCAUCGUGUAAAAGCUGUAGGAAAAUUUUAUGUUAUAGGUAUGAGUUGUCACAAAAAUAAUGUACUUAAUGCAAACUUGCGAUUGGAUUUGGACGAGUAUAGUUCGUUUUUUCUAACGUUACUGCGACAUGGUCAAAAUCAUCAGAGUGAAAUAAUGAAAAUUUAAAAUUGUUUAAAAAUUUGAUGAAAAUCAAAGAAAAUCUAAUAUAUGUUUAAGUUUAGGAAAAGCGAAUUGCAUGUGACUUCUCUCUAUUGAAUGCUGUACAAUGUAUCCGAAACAUCGCCUGUUUUAAUCGAUUUGUAAUAGAAUCGAUUUCUGAUUUCAAUUGUUACAAGUCGAUUAAUUGUCUGUAUUUCAUUGUUCUGUACUAAAUACUUGAUAAAACAAUUUGAUUUUGUACUAUUUUAUCAUAGUUCAGGUAAUACUGGAAAGAUGCGCCGUAUCUGAACGAGAUUUCAAAAGAAUCUCUAUUUCCAUCCUAUGAAAAUUUUAUGUCCGCGAAUUUUUCAAAAUCGCUUUUUAAUAAAUUUAUAAUAAUUCUUUAGAGAGAGCGUAGUUAAAAUCCGGUCACUAUUUGUCAAAGGUAUUUCAUAAUCUUCCUCCUGUCAUUUUCCACACAAAAAUGGCGACCCAUGUUACAUGAACUAAUUUCGUUACGAUGUAUUUGAAAUGUAAUUUUAUUUUUAUUAUUGGUGCAUUUAAUACGCUUAUGGCGUAACAUCUUGCUACCAUUAAGCUAUAGUUUAUUUUAAGUUAAUUUUAAGCAUAUUGUGGACUAUAAUCGAGUGAUAUGUCGCGACCUGACGGCCGCGGCUUGUGAUACGGACAUAAUGACCUUAUAUAAACAUUUUUAAUGAGUCACUUUCCUUACAACCUAUUUUAGAGUGAGACAACAUAAUUUAGUUAAACUGAUUAAAAAUGUUUAUUGAAGGGGAAUGUCAUCGUGAGAUGAUUAAAUCAUGACGACCAUUCGUUGACAUA
Molecule: messenger RNA, 6538 nt
Organism: Manduca sexta (tobacco hornworm)
Lineage: Eukaryota; Metazoa; Arthropoda; Insecta; Lepidoptera; Sphingidae
Gene: foi
Product: zinc transporter foi
Exons: 7
Coding region: 355-2385 (676 amino acids)
Biological process (GO): intracellular zinc ion homeostasis; zinc ion import across plasma membrane
Cellular component (GO): membrane
Molecular function (GO): zinc ion transmembrane transporter activity
Source: RefSeq, a predicted model, not a curated record